AUUUCAUCGAAUUUGAUUCGCAGGAUGUCUGCGCCUUUAUCAUUGACUAUUUUCUGGGUUUGGGCCGUGUUUCUUGUGCAUUCUGUGAGCCAGCAAGAUGUGCCUGGGAGGAAGUUCGAAUACAAGUUUAGCUUUAAAGGACCAUAUCUCUCGCAAAAAGAUGGAUCUGUACCAUUUUGGCAGUAUUCUGGAAAUGCCAUCGCAAGUGACGAAAGCGUGAGAAUAACGCCAUCGUUGCGUAGUCAAAAGGGCCAGAUUUGGUCUAAGCAGAAAACUGAUUUCGAAUGGUGGGAAGUCGAGCUUGUGUUCAGAGUGAGCGGUCGUGGGCGAGUUGGUGCUGAUGGAUUAGGAUUUUGGUUCACGGAAGCCCGGGGUAGAGAAGGACCAGUUUUCGGAUCUUCCGACGCUUGGAAGGGUUUGGGAAUCUUUUUCGAUUCCUUCGACAAUGAUAAUAAGCACAAUAAUCCUUACGUGAUGGCUGUCCUCAACGAUGGCACUAUGCGAUUUGAUCAUCAGAAUGACGGUGUUACUCAGCAACUAGCCGGUUGUCUCCGGGAUUACCGAAACAAACCGUUUCCCGUGCGUGCAAAAAUUGAAUACUUGCGAAACGUGUUGACGGUGCAGAUCCAUAAUGGCAUUACCAACAAUCCGAAUGAUUAUGAAAUGUGCUUCCGAGCCGAGAAUGUUCAUCUUCCCCCGUCCGGGUACUUUGGAGUCAGUGCGGCAACAGGGGGUUUAGCCGAUGAUCACGAUGUUUUAAAGUUCCUCACGCAUUCCCUCCAUCCCGGCAUCUCUUCCAAUCUUCCGCAUGGGCAAUUAUCCGAAGCUGAAAAGCACAAAUUGGAACAGGAAUACGAGAACUUCCAACAGAAACUUGAUUCGGAGCGGAAAGCCUACCAUGAAAAGCAUCCGGAAGCGAAGAAAGACGAGGGACACGAUUACGAAUGGUUCGAAGAAGAACAAACGCGUGAGCUGAGGCAGAUUUUCCAGGGCCAAGGCAAUAUGAUGCAGGCUUUGCAGGAUUUGCAUCGAAAAGGUGGAAUGGUUCCUCCUCCUGCUGUUGGAACGAAUGUCAUGCAAAGACACGAGGUGGAGCAACUUUUAGGUGCAACCAGGGAAUUGUUGCAACUCGGACGGGAUAUCAAGGCAUACACUGUCGAGAUCCAUCAGAAAUCUUCCGAGCUCAUCAACAACCAGGCGAGACAACCAGUUGGACAAGGAUCAGUGCAGCCAAUUGGCUACGAUGUUCACGCAGUUAUGAAUGAGUUGAAAGAAAGCGUGCAUUCGUUGAAAAGAGACCUUGGGAAAGGGUCUGUCGCUCCCUGCGACGUCAGUCAAAUCAAGUGCUUAUCCGUUUCUUUCUUCUUGAUGCUGUUGGUGAUACAAACCUGCGCUUUGGCAGGGCUUUAUGUGUGGAAAUCUUCCAGGGAAAACAACCUCAAGAAAUUUUACUGAAGCGUGUCUCGGCAACCCGAAAUUUUCCGUGUUCAUCCAGUCAUUUCCCUUUUUUUGUUGUCGAAAAUCGGGUGUCCGGAGAAUGAUUCUUUAUACAUAUGUAUACCAUGAAAAUCACCGACUUUCCUGGUGCUGUGACGUGUUUCGUGAAUCCGUGUGCCGGAAGCUGAAGAGUAUCUCUCUUGAUGAAGUUUCUGGUCUGACAGAAUGGAGGAGAUGGAAGAGAAUCGUUGGCUUCCCUGGAUAGCUUGAAAAAAAGAAAGGUUUUACCCCGUUUCAAAAGUGUGACGAAAACCUGCGUUGAAACUCGUCGGAUUUUUUUUUUGCGUUAUUCUUGCUGGUAAAUUCUAAAUUCGGGAUGUGAUCACUUUGAAUCGCGACUGCCCUUGAAUAUUAUCAGGCUUUUUUCUUCUAAAUGACACUUGUAUCGAAUCUUUCAGAAUAUCUGCGGUUAGGAGAAAAGAGAGAGAGAAAGAAAAAAAUGAGUACAAAAGGUUGUUUCGGUGAGUGAACGGACGUUUAAAUCCUCGCGUAUUCGUUCCGACAGCUGCAAACUAUCAAAAAAUCUCAUUUUAAUCAUCGCAUCUCCUCGAGCUUUUUAUGGAGUCUUAUGAAUGAUUUGUUGAUCAUGUGUAUGGUGCGGAAAUAGGUAUUCCCCUAUUGGCACAAAACGGAGAGUCGCUCUAGUGGUUUAAUGUCUAAUGCCAUUACCUUGAUGGGGGACGGUUGUUGAUUUUAUUUUUAUUUUGGCAAUGUGAGUACCGUAUUCACUUGACCAUGGGCCGCACUUUCCCUGCUGAAACUGUACUUGGUGUGGCCGAUAUUUUUUGUAUAGGCCACUUUGUCUUGGAGGAUUUGGCAUGUAUUCAAUGUACAGUGGGUCCUUGAGCAACGAACCUCUAGCAUAAUUAAUUCACGUUUGACCACCAUUUUGCUUUCGAAAACAAGUGAAAGAAGAAAAAAACAACCUUUUUUAAAUUCAAGAAUUUUAAAAAUGUAGAAAAUAUCAUUUCAUAAUAGUAGAUUUUUACAUGAGAAGCACAAACUGUAAUAAAAAGUUGAAUUUAAAGGGAAAUCAAAAUCCUGAGGGAAUUUGAAUUUUCUUCCUGCUUUUAAUUUUUCAUUUUUUUAAAAUAAUUCUCAAUUGAAACUGAUUGCUGAAUUUUCUUCAGUACCAUGUGUGCACUUUAAUUCUCAAAUUUGAGAGGAAAAAGUGUCAAAUGGGGGUAUACAUUUUUCAAAAAGUAUCAAGGUGAGCAUUUUACAGGAGUCUAAUGGGAAAUUUUGGACCAAUUUUAAUCUAACAACUUAUGUUAAUGGAAACAAUUGAAAAUUAUUCAAAUUUGUGUUCAAUUCAUAUCUGAAUUCAAAAUUGGGUGUAGUUAUUUUUGAAAUAUUGUGGUUUGAGAUUCAAAAAAAAAAAUUUGGUACUGUACCUGUCUUGCUUGAGUAUAGGAUUUUAGUGCUUUCCCCAUUGAAAAACCCUGGUGUCCUUGUGAAUUUGUUGGUUACAAAUUUGUAUUUGUAUUCUUGUCUGUUGAAUUUGUGAUGCUCAUUUUCUGUUUAUUACCUUUAUAAUAAUUUUCAAUGAACUGGAACUGUUCAGGUUUUGUUGCUCAAGGCCCCCACCGCCAUGUUGAAUUUUAUUUCCUUUGUUUUUCCUCUGUGUCGAAAGUUGACUGUUCGUGCAAUUGAUGACUUGCCUACUGUUAUUUCAAAGUAAGGUAAUCUUUGUCUCUUGAGAUUUUGUUUGUGAAAAAUCAACUUAAUAUGCGAAUUAUGUUUAUUUUCCAUGCAUAGGCCGCAGCUUAUUUUACGUGAACCAAUUUUGUUGCCUCUUUGGUCGAUUAAAUGCGGUAUUUUUCCUUGGUUUUAAUGUUACGCGUGCGUGUGCAAGAAAUUCUUUUGUCCAUCAUGGAUCAUUUAUAUUUUUGUUUCUUUGCAGCAUCUAAGAAUGAAUUUCAUCCGCAUUUCGAUGGACGAAAGUUGCUCUGUAAUAUUGACGACAUUUUUUUUUGUGCCUCCUGUCGUUCGGUUUUUUUUGAAGAGAGUUUUAUUUUAUUUUGUGAAAUCGGAGUUCGUUUUAACGUUUGAAAAAUUCCAGUUGCAUUGUGAUCGUGUUUGUUCAUGGGGGAAGGUUAUUAAGUGUGGGGGUUUCUGUGUGGAACUGGAAAAAGUGAUUCGCUCUAUAUAUUACUAUUUUUUUUUCCAUCUCCUUGGUUCAUGGAUUCUUUGGCCCGAGGAUAUGUUUUUUGUUCAGGCGGUCCGAUGAAAUUCACGAGAAGAAAAAAAGAAGUUACUUUUCCUUGUUUUCA
Molecule: messenger RNA, 3770 nt
Organism: Notodromas monacha
Lineage: Eukaryota; Metazoa; Arthropoda; Ostracoda; Podocopida; Cyprididae
Source: the annotation of a GenBank genome assembly